Messenger RNA from Tetrahymena thermophila SB210, 663 nucleotides. RefSeq lists its product as hypothetical. The transcript is spliced from 3 exons. The record is from RefSeq and is a predicted model, not a curated record. Lineage: Eukaryota; Ciliophora; Oligohymenophorea; Hymenostomatida; Tetrahymenidae.
AAAAAUAAAAAAUUUGAUAACAAAAUUUUAGAAAUCAAAGCUAGCUAGCACAUUCACUUAAAAUAUUAGUCUUGCACUGACAAUAUAUAGUUUUGUUAUAUAAUGGGUUGUUGCCAAAGUGAGAAUAGGUUAGAAGAUUUAGGAUAUAUCAAGCCUGAUAUGAUUGAUAAAAAGAUGUACAUGUAUUCUAAAUAGCCACAAGUAAUUAAUUAAAAUUUAGCUAAAAUCCAGCUUUAAAAUAUGAAUGGAGGUAGCAUAUAGAGUUAAGAUUAAGUUUAUUAAGAAAGAGUAGCAAUAAACUUUAGGUAUAGCAAAAAGUAGCUAUCAGAAAUAAGGGAAUAGGAUCCUCAUAUGGAAUCAUCACUUCAUUAUGAUGGAAGUUAAACAAAAUCAGCGAAGAGCAAUAGAAUUAAUGACUAGUUCAGUGAAGGUCCAGAUACUGGAGUAAAAGAAUAAUCUUUUUACAGAUCAUAUCAACAGCAAUUAGCAACAGUCUAGCCCUUUAUUUAUUAAGAAUAAAAGUUUUACAAUAGUCCUAAGGCAAACAAUUAAAGUCCUAGAGAAAAAAAUAAUUACAUUUUGAGUACAAUUCCUGAAGACCAGGUCUAUUAAUUAAGAAACGAAGAUAUGCUCUAUCAAAAAUAGCAAAUAAUUUAAAUUUGA